Molecule: messenger RNA, 543 nt
Organism: Electrophorus electricus (electric eel)
Lineage: Eukaryota; Metazoa; Chordata; Actinopteri; Gymnotiformes; Gymnotidae
Product: histone H3
Cellular component (GO): nucleosome
Molecular function (GO): DNA binding; protein heterodimerization activity; structural constituent of chromatin
Source: RefSeq, a predicted model, not a curated record
CUUCGUCAGUUAAGAGUAGAAUUGCGUCGCUAUGGCAAGAACAAAGCAGACCGCCCGUAAGUCCACCGGUGGUAAAGCCCCGAGGAAGCAGCUUGCCACCAAGGCCGCUCGUAAGAGCGCCCCAGCCACUGGCGGCGUGAAGAAGCCUCAUCGUUACAGGCCUGGUACCGUAGCUCUGAGGGAGAUUCGUCGUUAUCAGAAGUCGACCGAGUUGCUGAUCCGCAAGCUGCCCUUCCAGCGUCUGGUGAGAGAAAUUGCUCAGGAUUUCAAGACCGAUCUCCGUUUCCAGAGCUCUGCCGUCAUGGCCUUGCAGGAGGCUAGCGAGGCAUAUCUGGUCGGCCUGUUCGAGGAUACUAACUUGUGCGCUAUCCACGCCAAGAGAGUCACCAUCAUGCCCAAGGACAUCCAGUUGGCCCGCCGCAUUCGCGGAGAGCGUGCUUAAACUGCUCGCUCGGCGUAAUAUCCCAAAAUACCCAAAGGCUCUUUUAAGAGCCACCUAAAUUGUUUCGCUGCAAAAUGAGCAAGUCGCCUUGGCAACGCUUC